Sinocyclocheilus rhinocerous is the source of this 2219-nucleotide messenger RNA. RefSeq names its product EH domain-containing protein 2-like. Gene Ontology annotation, cellular component: plasma membrane; cytoplasm. The transcript has 7 exons. Lineage: Eukaryota; Metazoa; Chordata; Actinopteri; Cypriniformes; Cyprinidae. Gene Ontology annotation, biological process: endocytosis; endosomal transport. Gene Ontology annotation, molecular function: protein binding; calcium ion binding; GTP binding. Bases 659 to 2008 code for a protein of 449 amino acids. The record is from RefSeq and is a predicted model, not a curated record.
GAUGCGCCCCCUCACUCCCUGUCCCCACCCUGGUUUAAACCCAUUGUCAUCACUCGCCGUCCAGGGCUCUCCCCUGCUUCUGCGUUAGGCAGUGUUUGAAGAAGAGGUGCAGAGAGAAACAUAGGCAGGGAAAGAGGCAGUACUUGUGUGCAUGCCUUAGAGCUGAUUUUGCUGGAGGAGUCAGAAGCACAGGCAGAUCAGAUCAAGACCUCUCAUCUGAAAUACAUGAAAAAUCUAAGACUUGAAACGUUUGACUUGGUGCUACUUGGGUGCCUUGGACAAAGAUUGUUCUUCUAAGGUACAUCUUCACGUGUAGAAACACCUCCAGGGCUGUAGAAAGAGUGGUUAAGGUUCAUCAUCUCUUCAAGUACUUCAAUCCUAGACUCGGCAUUCUCCAGGCAAAAAAAUUCAUUUACUAAAACAGAAGAAACCCGGGGGUUAAAAGUUAUAUAACAUUGUAUACUAUAGUUUGCUUUAUAACUGCAGCAAACAUCCCUUAACUACUGUAAACCUUUGAGGCAGAACACUUGGGUACAUUAUAUAAAUACUGUAAGCAAGAGAAGAGUCUUCACAGUCAUCCCAGAGGACACGUAAACAGUGCAAAACAGAGCCAUAAAUUAACUGCAAAGGAAACUCUGAAUACUCCCUCAAGUCGAAGAUGUCACGCUGGGGACGCAGGAAUGUCAAGAAGGCCCCUGAGGUGAUCAGGACAGUGACAGAGGGCCUCAAGUCACUCUACCGAAAGAAACUCCUGCCCCUGGAGCAGUACUACGGCUUCCAAGACUUCCACUCACCGAGUCUGGAGGACGCCGACUUUGACAACAAACCCAUGGUGCUAGUGGUUGGGCAGUACUCCACAGGAAAGACUACUUUCAUCAAGUAUCUGCUGGAACAGGACGUCCCAGGGAGUCGUAUAGGGCCGGAGCCCACCACCGACUGCUUCACCGCUAUCAUGCACGGAGACGUGGAGGGCAUCAUUCCUGGAAAUGCCCUGAUAGUAGAUGCCAACAAACCCUUCCGCAAGCUCAACCCCUUCGGAAACACCUUCCUCAACAGAUUCCAGUGUGCUCAGAUGCCCAACCAGGUUCUGGAGAGCAUCAGCAUCAUUGACACCCCGGGCAUCCUCUCCGGUGCUAAACAGAGAGUGAGUCGAGGUAAGCCGACUGGAAAACAGUUGAAGUUUGAGUUGGAGGAGGAAGAUCUGUUUGCUGAUAUCCAGAAUCUGCCACGAAACGCAGCCCUACGCAAACUUAAUGACUUGGUCAAGAGGGCCCGUCUUGUGAGGGUACAUGCCCAUAUCAUCAGUUAUUUGAAGCAAGAGAUGCCGUCUGUCUUCAGGAAGGACAAUAAAAAGAAGAACCUGAUCUACCAGCUCCCGGUCAUCUUCUCCAAGAUUCAGCUACAGCAUCAUAUCUCUCCUGGAGACUUCCCUGAUUGUGCCAAAAUGCAGGAGCAGCUAAUGGCUCAUGACUUCACCAAGUUCAAAGCCCUGAAGCCCAACCUGAUGGCUAUGCUGGAUGAGUUGUUGUCUACCGAUAUUUCCAAACUCAUGCCCCUUCUUAGGCAGGAAGAAAUAGAGGCUGGGGUCCAACCUGGGGUCCAAGGUGGGGCUUUCUUGGGAACCCGAGCCGGACCCUUUGUGGAAGGUGACCCCUUUGGAGAGACCAUGGAUGAAAAUGGUGAAUUGGGUGAAGAAGAUGAGGAAUGGGUGGUGACAAAGGACAAGCCCAAGUAUGAUGAGAUCUUCUACAACCUAGCGCCAAACGAAGGCAAACUAAGUGGCACCAAAGCCAAAGAUUGGAUGGUGAGCACACGGCUGCCAAACUCCGUGUUGGGCCGCAUCUGGAAGCUCUCGGAUGUGGAUCACGACGGCAUGCUGGAUGACGAGGAGUUUGCCCUGGCCAGCCACCUGAUUGAAGUGAAACUGGAGGGUCACGGGCUGCCCCCUGAGCUGCCUGCCCGUCUCGUACCUCCAUCCAAACGCAGACAAAAAGGCUCUGAUGCUUAGACAAUUCGCCCACGUGGCUUCCACUGAUCCUUGUCUGCACUUCCUGCGUGUUGUCCAGCUCCACAGCAGCUGCAGUGCAUCUCCGUUCACUGUAUUUUUGUGCCAUUUUGUACUCUGGCCAUUUUGUAACACGCAAUUAAUGUCUUACUUUGUAUUCUUGGUUCAAAUGCAACAAUUCAAAGAUUCCCAGCUGGAAGCCAAAGAGUGUUGU